Ogataea angusta is the source of this 1578-nucleotide messenger RNA. RefSeq lists its product as uncharacterized. Bases 1 to 1578 code for a protein of 525 amino acids. The record is from RefSeq and is a predicted model, not a curated record. NCBI's taxonomy places the organism in Eukaryota, Fungi, Ascomycota, Pichiomycetes, Pichiales, Pichiaceae. Gene Ontology annotation, cellular component: cytoplasm. The transcript has a single exon.
AUGAAGACCGACUACUAUGAGCUGUUGGGGGUGAGCGUGGAGGCGUCUGAUCUGGAGAUCAAGAAGGCUUACCGGAAAAAGGCGCUCCAGCUUCAUCCGGACAAGAACCCAGACGAUGUCGAGGGCGCAAGUCGCAAGUUCAAUGAGGUCAAGGUAGCAUACGAUACCCUCAGCGAUCCCCAGGAACGGGCGUGGUACGAUUCCCACAAGUUCCAGAUUUUGAUGGAAGACGGCGAUCGGGAACUUGGUGACGACAAUUCCGCCGAGGUGUACUACGCCGGCCUGUCUGUGGACGACAUUACGCAAUAUCUGAAUCCAGAUCUGUACAUUAGGAUGGACGACUCGAUCAGCGGGUUCUAUGCUGUUGCUGGGGUUGUUCUCGACCGCAUUGCGAGCGAGGAGGUUUCUGCGGGCAAGAAACAGAAACUGCCUGGUUUUGAGAGCUACAAAGACGACACGCCGAUUGCCAAUGCGUGCGACCCUAAAGAGCUGCUCUACCCGAGGUUCGGCAAGUCGCGGUCUGACUACGGCGAAGUCGUGCGGAUUUUCUACAAGGUGUGGGGCAAUUUCGCUUCUGUGAAGAGUUUCAGCUGGCUAGAUGAGUACCGGUACUCGAGCGCGCCGGACAGACGCACCCGACGGCUGAUGGAGAAGGAAAAUAAAAAAAUCAGAGACUCUGCGCGCAAAGAGUACAACGAGGCCGUGCGCCGGCUAAUUUCGUUUUUGAAGAAGCGCGACCCGCGCGUGAACGCGACUGCGCAGCGCGAGUACGAGCAGGAGCGGAUCAGAAGGCAGCAGGACGAGGUGAAGCAGCAGGCGCAGCGAGAAAAAGAGCAGCGGCAGCGGGACAAGGCAGAGUUCACCGAGCAGAGCUGGCAAAUGCUGGACCCAGACGACCUGGCGGAGAUCGAAGAGCAGCUGGACAAGCUGUAUACGGAAGAGCAGGACGAAAGCGAGGACGAGGAGCUGUACGAGUGUAUUAUUUGCGACAAGCAUUUCAGGCAUGAGAAACAGUUUUUAGAGCACGAGAAGAGCAAGAAGCAUCUCAAGCUGUUGAAGCGGCUGAAAUGGCAGAUGCGCAAGGAGGGGAUAGAACUGGGGAUUGAUGAGGGGGGUUAUGUGCGCAGCGAGGACGAGUAUGAGAGCGCGGUGGAGGACUUCGAGCCUGAGCAGCCUGAACCCCAGCCUACUGAACUUGAGACCGAAGAAAUCCAGCCCCAACCUGAGCGUGCAGAACCUCAGCCUGUUCCGUCUCCGGAUUCGCAGACGGCUUCCAUACAUUCGGCCCAGCGGGGCUCUGCUUCUCCCGAAGUGGAUGACGUGCUGGACGAGGACGAGCGACUGGCCGAGCUGGGACGGGUUCUGAACGGCGAGGACAGCGACGACGACUGGUCGACGCGCAAAAAGGGCAAGAAGAAGAAGACGCGCUCCAAGUCUUCAAAGCCUGCCUCGCAGCCAGCAACCCCGACUGGCGAGAAAUGCACCGUGUGCAAAGAAACCUUCCUAAGCCGCAACAAACUGUUCCAGCACAUCAACGCUACGGGACACGCGUCUGCACCUAAGAAGAAGAGACGCUGA